Molecule: messenger RNA, 498 nt
Organism: Anopheles marshallii
Lineage: Eukaryota; Metazoa; Arthropoda; Insecta; Diptera; Culicidae
Exons: 2
Coding region: 1-498 (165 amino acids)
Source: RefSeq, a predicted model, not a curated record
AUGACAGCGGACUAUGAAGAAAACCCUUUCGUGGAGGCACUACAAUCCGAUUCCCUCAGUGAACUCCUGCAGGACGAUGAGAAACGGUCCCUGGCGCAACAGUUUCAGGACAACUUGCGAACCCUGUCCGAUAUGUUUGUCAACCUUUCCGAGGACGAGAAGCGACAGUUUGCGAAAGAUUUUAAGGGCAAGUUUGUGAAAUCGUUAUCACAGUUGAACGAAUUUUCCAAGCAGAAGAAAGUCGUUCAAAGCACACUGGGGAAGGAUGAUGAACCAGGAACUGUGGUAGAAACGUUGGUCAGAAAAAUGCCCGGGGUAGAUAUACUAUGGACCGAACAGUUCGAACCAACGCCCUUAGGGUAUGGGCUUAUGGCAGGUGUGCUUACCCUUGUCAUUGCAUUCUUUGGCUACAAGCUGUACCUAUCGCUUACCGAGAAGGAACGCAAGCGCGAAGAAAAACUAAAGGCGAAACAGGAAAAAACCAAAAAGAAGAAAUGA